UUCAAUUAUUCCUAAUUUUGUUUAUGAGGGCUGUUGUCUUCAGCCUCAUUACUAAUAAAGUUGUGUGAAAAGAAGCGCAAGCAAUUUGUACAAUUUUGUUAGGACUCCAUUGGAAGAAACCAAAGUUAUGCUCGUUCCUUCGGUGCGCGUGCCUCGCUGCCUGGGAUUCGUGGUGUCUCGUUACAGCACUUUCUUCGCACGUUCUUCAGUUGCCUGUCGUGUUCACGAGACCAGCGCGUGCCGGAGGAUCUGCCGAUCAUUGUGCACCCUCAGGUACACCGCAAUGUCUGGCGAGCACCGAUCAGACCGCCUGCCUACAAAUGUUAGACCGGUGAAUUACAAGAUAGAGCUGAAGCCGGACCUGAAAAAGCUGGCAUUUGACGGCCAAAUAGUGGUGACAGUGCAGAUCCGUAAGCCAAGUGAUGUCUUCGUGCUCAAUUCACUUGCACUUGACAUUAAGUCUGCUGAAUACAUUUCCGAUGACGGAAAAGAACACAAGGUGAGCAGCAUUGCCACAUCCAAGGAAGAGGAGAGGAUAACAAUAAAAUUUGACACUAUCCUUGAUCCAGGCACAGGAAAACUUGGUAUUUCAUAUUCAGGUGAAAUGAAUGGAAAAUUGAAAGGCUUCUACUGGGUGAAAUAUAAAGGACAGAAUGGUGAAGACAAGUUUGGAGGCGUUACUCAUUUUGAGCCGACUGAUGCACGUCGAGCAUUCCCCUGCUGGGAUGAACCAGCCCUGAAAGCAUCCUUUGAUCUGACACUUGUUGUCCCCAAGGGUUACACUGCACUCUCCAACACAAAUGUAGUUGCUGAUGUGGACUAUCCUGGGGACCCAAUGCUGCACGUGAUCACCUUUGCCAGAACACCGAAGAUGUCCACCUACCUGGUGGCCUUUGUUCUGGGCGAGUAUGAUUAUGUUGAAGGAACUUCAGAUGAUGGAGUUUUGGUCAGGAUCUACACACCCAAAGGCAAAUCUGAGCAAGGAAAUUAUGCCCUUGAGGUAGCUACUCGUGCUCUGCCUUACUACAAGAACUACUUUGGAAUUGCAUACCCACUGCCAAAAAUGGACUUGAUUGCUGUACCUGACCUUGCUGCAGCCGCUAUGGAAAACUGGGGCCUUGUGACUCAUCGCGAGUCAGCUCUUCUUGUCGAUGAACAGAACACGUCUGCUGAAAGAAAACAGAACAUUGCCCUGGUUGUUACGCAUGAAAUUGCCCACCAGUGGUUUGGCAAUCUGGUUACCAUGGAAUGGUGGACCCACUUGUGGCUGAAUGAAGGAUUUGCAUCAUUCAUCGAGUUCCUCUGUGUGGAUCACCUGUUUCCAAAGUACCAAAUUUGGACACAGUUUGUUACUAACUGCUAUGCUCAGGCAAUGGAACUGGAUGCCUUGCAAAACAGUCAUCCUAUUGAGGUGCCUGUACGACAUCCAAGUGAGAUCGAUGAAAUCUUUGAUGAUAUUUCAUAUCACAAAGGUGCAUCGGUUAUCAGAAUGCUCCACAACUACAUUGGUGAUGCUAAAUUCAGGGAAGGCAUGAACUUGUACUUGACCAAGCACAAGUAUGGCAACACGACCACAGAGGACCUGUGGCACUGCCUUGGUGAAGUGUGUCAAGUCCCUGUUGAAGCCAUCAUGAACACCUGGGUGAAACAGAAGGGCUACCCUGUGUUAUCUGUAACAAGCUAUCAAGAUGGAGAUAGCAGAGUGCUGAUGUUCACCCAGGAAAAAUUCAAUGCCGAUGGCAAGGCCACAAAGGACAACUCUCUCUGGAUGGUUCCAAUCAGCAUCACAUCCUCAAAAGCACCCAAUACGAUCAUCAAGCAGUUCCUGUUGGACUCUGCUUCAUCAGUGCUGGUAGUUGAUGGCGUGACUUAUAAUGACUGGGUCAAGAUCAACGUUGGAACUGUCGGCUGCUACAGAACCAUGUACAGCUCUCGAAUGCUGUCUCAGCUAAUCCCUGCUGUGAAAAACAAGACUUUGCCUCCAUUGGACCGGCUGGGUCUUCAGAGCGACCUGUUUGCUCUUGUGCAAAGUGGCCACAAAUCGACUGUUGAUAUGCUUCGCCUGAUGGAGGCCUAUGUGGAAGAAGACAACUACACUGUCUGGAACUCCAUCAACUCAUGUCUGGGCAAACUGAACCAGUUGCUUUCGCAUACUGACAUUCAGCCACUUCUGCACCUCUAUGGCCGACGUCUCCUAGCCAGUAUAUUCAGCAAAUUAGGCUGGGACCCUAAGCCUGACGAAAGUCACUUGGCUACACUGUUGAGAAGCACUGUGAUUGACCGUCUGGCCCGUUUCAAGGAUCCAGAUGUCCUCGCUGAAGCCAGAAAGAGGCUUGACGCCCACAUUGCAGGCAAAGCCAUAAUUCCUGCCGACAUUCGUGGUGCUGUGUACCAGGCAGCGGCAUCAGUUGCAGAUCGAAAACGGUACAAUGAGUUUUUGAAGCUAUACAGAAGCACUGACCUUCAGGAGGAGAAGAACCGGCUCUCAGCUGCCCUGGCUGGUGUAACCAACCAGGAACUCAUUCAAGCAACCCUGGAAUUUGCUCUUUCGGAUGAAGUAAAGUCGCAAGAUGCUGUUUUUGUGAUUAUCUACUGUGCCCUCACGGCCGUGGGCAGGGACCUCACCUGGAGGUUCUUCGAGAACAACAAGGAUGCUGUUAGGAAGCGCUAUGGCUCUGGCUUCCUCAUUGCGAGGCUUGUCAAGUGUAUCACUGAAAAUUUUGCAACUGAAGAAAAAGCUUUGGAGAUAGAGUUGUUCUUUAGCCAGAACUACUUUCCUGGUGUGGAGCGUGUCGUCCAGCAGUCUUUGGAGAACAUCAGGCUGAAUGCAGCAUGGAUUGCAAGGGAUUCUGAGAGUGUCCGACAGUUUCUACAGAAGGCAGCAUCUUCAUCGCCAUAAAGCUUCGAGAAGCAGCCUUGUUUGAGUUUGUUCCUUUGUUCCAUCAUGAAUGAGAACUUAUUAAAAGGUGUGUGCUAAUAUGUUUUCUGAAAUUUAGUUUAA
Dermacentor albipictus is the source of this 3001-nucleotide messenger RNA. RefSeq names its product puromycin-sensitive aminopeptidase (gene Psa). Gene Ontology annotation, biological process: proteolysis; peptide catabolic process. Gene Ontology annotation, cellular component: cytoplasm. Lineage: Eukaryota; Metazoa; Arthropoda; Arachnida; Ixodida; Ixodidae. Gene Ontology annotation, molecular function: peptide binding; zinc ion binding; metalloaminopeptidase activity. The record is from RefSeq and is a predicted model, not a curated record.